Messenger RNA from Notechis scutatus (mainland tiger snake), 3045 nucleotides. It is a transcript of the gene PYGB, whose product is annotated as glycogen phosphorylase B. NCBI's taxonomy places the organism in Eukaryota, Metazoa, Chordata, Lepidosauria, Squamata, Elapidae. Gene Ontology annotation, biological process: glycogen catabolic process. The record is from RefSeq and is a predicted model, not a curated record. Gene Ontology annotation, cellular component: cytoplasm. Gene Ontology annotation, molecular function: glycogen phosphorylase activity; pyridoxal phosphate binding.
CCUAGUCCCCACAGCGCAGGCGCUGCCGCAGCGAGGCCGGGCCAAGCUUUGCCAGAGCCGCCAGCAGGAGGAGAGGAUCGAGGCUGCAGCUCUUUGCUCUCAUCCCACCCCUCACCUCCGAUGAACCUCGCAUCCAGCUAACCGCCCAAGCGACUGCAGCCGGAGGAAGAGAGGGAGAGCAAUCUAUCCGAAACAGCCGCUCGCUCCGACGCCUGGGCCGUUCCAGACAGACGACCUUCCUGGGGCCGCCGCUUAAGUAGCCGGGAUGGCCGUUCCGCUUAGCGACAGCGAAAAAAGGAAACAGAUCAGCGUGCGGGGCAUCGCCGGCCUGGGCGAUGUGGCGGAGAUUAGGAAGAGCUUCAAUCGGCAUCUCCACUUCACCCUGGUGAAAGACCGGAAUGUGGCCACCCCGCGGGAUUAUUUUUUCGCCUUGGCGCACACUGUGCGCGAUCACUUGGUGGGACGGUGGAUCCGCACCCAGCAAUAUUAUUACGAGAAGGACCCCAAGCGUAUUUAUUACCUGUCUCUGGAAUUCUACAUGGGCCGAACGCUUCAGAACACAAUGGUGAACCUGGGUCUGCAGAAUGCCUGCGAUGAAGCUAUUUAUCAGCUUGGCCUUGACUUAGAAGAGUUGGAAGAGAUUGAGGAAGAUGCUGGCCUUGGCAAUGGAGGACUGGGGCGUCUGGCAGCUUGCUUUCUGGACUCUAUGGCAACACUGGGGCUUGCAGCCUAUGGCUAUGGGAUUCGCUAUGAAUUUGGCAUUUUUAAUCAAAAGAUUGUCAAUGGCUGGCAGGUGGAAGAAGCCGAUGAUUGGCUGCGCUAUGGCAAUCCUUGGGAAAAAGCCCGCCCGGAAUACAUGCUUCCUGUACAUUUCUAUGGUCGAGUAGUUCAUACUCCUAAUGAGGUUAAAUGGGUUGAUACUCAGGUUGUUCUUGCCAUGCCUUAUGAUACACCGGUUCCAGGAUACAAGAACAAUACAGUUAAUACUAUGAGACUGUGGUCAGCCAAGGCACCCAAUGAUUUCAACCUUGAAGAGUUUAAUGUUGGUGAUUAUAUCGAAGCUGUGUUGGAUAGAAACCUAGCAGAAAACAUAUCCAGAGUGUUGUAUCCCAAUGAUAAUUUUUUUGAAGGAAAGGAAUUGCGUCUGAAACAGGAGUACUUUGUGGUAGCUGCCACUCUCCAGGACAUCAUACGACGAUUCAAGUCUUCCAAAUUUGGAUGCCGUGACCCAGUGAGGACCUGUUUUGAAACCUUCCCCGACAAGGUUGCCAUUCAGCUAAAUGACACUCAUCCUGCUCUCUCCAUUCCUGAGCUCAUAAGGAUCUUUGUUGAUGUUGAACAUAUGGAUUGGGAUAAGGCCUGGGAAAUCACAAAACGAACCUGUGCAUACACUAAUCAUACAGUGCUGCCUGAGGCCCUAGAGCGCUGGCCGGUGUCUAUGUUUGAGAAGCUCCUGCCAAGGCACCUGGAGAUCAUUUAUGCUAUCAACCAAAAACAUUUGGAUUAUGUGGCUUCCCUCUUUCCUGGAGAUGUUGACCGCCUCCGAAGGAUGUCUGUAAUUGAGGAAGGAGAUUGCAAGAGGAUCAAUAUGGCCCACCUGUGUGUCAUUGGUUCUCAUGCAGUCAAUGGAGUGGCUCAGAUUCACUCUGAGAUUGUGAAGAAUUCUGUAUUCAAAGAUUUCUACGAAAUAGAGCCAGAAAAAUUUCAAAACAAAACCAAUGGUAUCACUCCCAGGCGAUGGCUUCUACUGUGUAACCCAGGACUCUCUGAAGUUAUUGUGGAGAGAAUUGGAGAAGAUUUCCUCACUGAUCUUAACCAGCUAAAGAAGCUGCUGGAUUUUGUCGAUGAUGAAGCCUUUAUUAGGGAUGUAGCUAAGGUUAAACAGGAGAAUAAACAGAAGUUCUCUGCAUACUUGGAAGAACAGUACAAAGUCAAAAUUAAUGCAUCCUCUAUGUUUGAUGUGCAUGUCAAGAGAAUUCAUGAAUACAAGAGGCAGCUCCUCAAUUGCCUACAUAUAAUCACUCUCUAUAACCGCAUCAGAAAAGACCCUAAAAAAUCCUAUGUGCCAAGAACAGUUAUGAUUGGAGGAAAGGCAGCUCCAGGCUACCACAUGGCAAAAAAGAUUAUCAGAUUGAUCACGGCCAUUGGAGAAAUUAUUAAUAAUGACCCCUACAUAGGAGAUAGACUCAGAGUCAUAUUCUUGGAGAACUACAGAGUGUCUCUUGCUGAAAAAGUGAUUCCUGCCGCAGAUCUAUCAGAACAGAUAUCUACAGCUGGGACCGAAGCUUCAGGGACAGGAAACAUGAAAUUCAUGCUGAAUGGAGCCCUCACCAUUGGGACCAUGGAUGGGGCCAAUGUAGAAAUGGCUGAAGAAGCUGGAGAGGAUAAUCUGUUCAUUUUUGGCAUGCGGGUAGAUGAUGUUGAAGCAAUGGAUAAGAAAGGGUACUCUGCUAAGGAAUACUAUGACAGGAUUCCAGAGCUCAAGCAAGUUAUUGAUCAAAUAAACAGUGGCUUCUUCUCACCAAAUGAUCCUAGUUGUUUCCAAGAUGUUGUCAACAUGUUGAUGUACCAUGACAGGUUUAAAGUAUUUGCUGAUUAUGAAGCCUACAUCAAAUGUCAAGGGCAAGUGGACCAACUAUACAUGAAUCCUAGGAAAUGGACUAAAAUGGUAAUUAAGAACAUUGCAUGCUCCGGCAAGUUUUCCAGUGACAGGACAAUUACUGAAUAUGCCAGAGAGAUCUGGGGAGUGGAACCUUCUGCUGUGAAAAUUCCUCCUCCAAACAUACCUAGAGAGUAAAUCUGCCAUUAGAAGGUGCAUGCAAUUACCCUGAUGGGCUUCCUGCUGCUGCUGCUAAGGUAUACCUGCUUCCCUGUGACUUUUCUGCAGAUAAAUUCAAUCAUGUAUUUUACCACACUUUGACUUGUUUCAUCUUUAUAAGCAUAUAGCGGAAAUGAGAGCAGCUGGUGCUUCAGAUAGUUAGAAAUAGUUGACCAAAACGUAUAGGCUGUAAUAAGAUUCAAGAUCUGAAACAGAAAGUUUAACAC